Messenger RNA from Marchantia polymorpha subsp. ruderalis, 1111 nucleotides. The record is from the annotation of a GenBank genome assembly. NCBI's taxonomy places the organism in Eukaryota, Viridiplantae, Streptophyta, Marchantiopsida, Marchantiales, Marchantiaceae.
GUUCGUCCUCAGAGUGACAGUCCUUCUGCAACAUCAACUUCCAUCUUCUUCGUUUCAAACACUAGCUCGCACUUGAAACUCACGAAGACCUCCAGUUCUUCUGCCUAAGCAUCUGAAUAGCUUCAUCAAAGCAGGAGCUAUGGCUGCCCAGUCUAUGCUGUUACUUAUUGGAAUGUUCCUGGCUUCUCAUGCAACUAUAUGUGUUGCAGAUGUUUGUGACACAUCGCAGCUGAUACCUUGCUUGCCAGCUGCAAAGCCGAAUCCAGAACCUCCAACAGGCCAGUGUUGCAAUCUCAUUCAUGCACUCACCUCAGAUUGCCUCUGUGCCGCAUUACAAUCACCUCUUGCCAAAGUAGAAGGUGUGGACUUUCUUCUGGCCCUGCAGCUCCCUCAUAAGUGUGGCAGAAUGGUUCCAAAGGGCACCAAGUGUGGAGAUGCAACUGUUCCGAAUAGUCUUGACCACGAAGAAGACCACAAUGGAGCAAUGGAAGGUGGAAUGGAGCACCAAGCUGCAGCAGCACACGCUUCAAACUCCCAUGAAGCCAUGGAGCUUAGAAUUGAACAUCAAGAAUCUACAGCACACGCUACAAAGCACCUAGAAGCUACUGAUAUCGGACACCAUGAUGCUCAUGGAACCAUGGAGGAUCGUACAGAUGGAAAUCAUGAUGAUGCGGACCUUCAACAUGUGACGGCGGAUAACAAUGGACACAGAUCGGAACACGAGUUGGAGGACGGGAUGGAACACUGAUCGUACCAUUAUCCAAGUUCAGAAUUCUGUUGAGCAACGAACAUUUGGAACAGUAUCGCCGGAGGCGUGACUUAUUCGCUACCUGUCUACUGUAGGUUUUGAUUUGGCUUUGGACUUAUGUUUUUAGUGUUACUUGGAAGUUGUUUGGGAGUAGCGAUUGACGCUGACGCGUCAUAUCCGUAGUAGCAGUUCGACUUCUGAUGCAGUAAGCUUUAGAUGCAAGGAGACCAAAUGCACAAAAUCUGCUCUUCAUUUCUCCUCGAGCUUAAGCUGCUGGCUGAUUUCGCUAGUGCUAUAUAUUUCUCAAUGUACUCUUUCAAGGACAGCUGUUUCUAAAGAACACCUUUCUCAAAUUAAACGCUG